This is a messenger RNA of Schistocerca nitens (vagrant locust), 5728 nucleotides long. Its product is annotated as serine/threonine-protein phosphatase 6 regulatory ankyrin repeat subunit B-like. The transcript is spliced from 17 exons. Gene Ontology annotation, molecular function: protein binding. The record is from RefSeq and is a predicted model, not a curated record. Lineage: Eukaryota; Metazoa; Arthropoda; Insecta; Orthoptera; Acrididae. Bases 85 to 5211 code for a protein of 1708 amino acids.
UGCCGGGACGCCCUGUGUGUUGGCCGCGGCGACGAACAUCACUUGCCUGGAGACACCCCUCCCUCACUCUACGAGUCAUCCACAAUGGAACCCACCCAGGAGGUUAUGGAGACCACAGCCGUGGACCUGGGCGCCCUUCUGGACGCAGGGGACGGCGCAGUCGUCACACUGGUGGCGGGCGGCACACGUCUCGUGGCGCACAGGGCCGUGUUGGCCGAUAGAAGCCCCGUGUUUGGCGGCAUGUUUCGCCACGAUACACUGGAAGCCACGGCUGGUGAGGUCGCAAUCCCAGACGUGGAGGGCCCGGUGCUGCGCCAGCUGGUCGCCUACCUCUACACCCUCCAGGCCCCUCAGCUGCCCAGCCUGGCCCCCCACCUGCUGGCAGCCGCUGAUAAAUACGGCGUGUCGGCCCUGAAGGCUCGGUGCGAGCAGCUCGUGGCCGCUCAGCUGUCCGUCGAGACAGCGGCGGCCACAGCUGUUCUGGCGAUCAGGCACUCCUGCACCAGCCUCUGGCAGGCCGCCGUUAACUUCAUCAAGGCCAACGUCACCCAGGUUAUGACCACGCGGGGUUGGGCUGAUGCGGUGCGCACUCAGCCUGAAGACGUGGUCAGACUGAGUCAGUUGCUUGCGAGUCCUCUGGCAGCAGCCAGCGCGCCAGCCUCUGCAGACGGCAGUGGGCCGCAGGGAGACCGCGGCCGCACCCCUGCCACUGCUGCGCCGCCCACGACCAGCCGCACCCCUGCCACUGCUGCGCCGCCCACGGCCAGCCGCACCGCUUCUCCGCCAGAUGACUCUGCCGUCUCUCGCCUGCGGAGCAUUCCUGAAAAGGAGAAGAACAGGAGAUUGAUUCAGGCAGUGAAGGAGGAUGCAGUCAACGAGCUGCAGAAUCUACUGGCAGCUGGUGCGACCGUCGGGGCGAGGGAUGACCGCGAGAGCAGGUGGACCACCCUCCACUGGGCAGUAGAGAAGGGACACGUGAAGGCAGCGAGGUGCCUGGUGGAGGGUGGAGCAGACGUGGACGCCAGGACCAGCAACUGGCAGGAGACGCCCCUGCACAGGGCUGCAGUUCAUGGCCACGAGGCUGUGGCACGGCUGCUGCUGAAAGCAGGGGCAGAGGUUAAUGCCAGGAACAGCAAGCAGAGGACGCCCCUCCAUCUGGCUGGGUACCAUGGCCGUGAGGCUGUGGUGCGGCUGCUGUUGGCGGCCACUCCCUACCACAACGCCAGGGAUCAGUGGGGGGACACGCCGCUGCACGAUGCAGCUCUGCAGGGCCACGCAGGGGUGGCAUCUGCACUACUUGAGGCUGGGGCUGACCGCAGGGCCAGGAAUAACCAGGGGAAAACACCACUGGACCUCGCCAGGCAGAACAACCACCAGCAGCUGAUAGAAAUGAUGCCUGCAACUCUUUGGCGAAAUGAUGAAGCGAAAAAUAUGUCUUUCGGAGACAUGAUUCCUCCAAAUUUACUAAAUGCUGAUGUCUUGAGAAAUGCUAAAGAACGUGAAAGGGACAAACGAUUUGGUAUAACAACGAGUACUACUAUACUGAAGUACCUUCCUGUAAGAAGAAUAUUUAACCAGAUGCGUGUACCAGUGAAAUCAGAACCCUUCUAUACGCUCGAGAUAAACCGCACGCUGAUACGCGCCGAGGAGCACGUGCGAGGCACGGUGACGUCACGCUGUUGCCUGCAGGCGCAUAAGGACUGGCGGGCUGUGUCGCUGAGCUCACUGCGACUCCAGCAGCUGCCGGGACGCUCCGUGUGUGUUGGCUGCGGCGACGAGCAUCACUUGCCUGGAGACACCCCUCCCCCACUCGACGGUGAGUCCUGUUCACCCUUACGGUUUCUUCAUAUACUGAGUGCCCCAUUGUACUUCGAGUUGGGCCCGGUGCUCCGCCAGCUGGUCGCCUACCUCUACACCCUCCAGGCCCCUCAGCUGUCCAGCCUGGCCCCCCAGCUGCUGGCAGCCGCUGAUAAAUACGGCGUGUCGGCCCUGAAGGCUCGGUGCGAGCAGCACGUGGCCGCUCAGCUGUCCAUCGAGACAGCGGCGGCCACAGCUGUUCUGGCGAUCAGGCACUCCUGCACCAGCCUCAGGCAGGCCGCCGUUAACUUCAUAAAGGCCAACGUCACGCAGGUCAUGACCACGCGGGGUUGGGCUGACGCAGUGCGCACUCAGCCAGAAGACGUGGUCACACUGGGUCAGCUGCUCGCGGAUCCUCCAGCAGAAGCCAGCGCGCCGGCCUCUGCAGACGGCAGUCCGCGCCCCGGCAGUGGGCCGCAGGGAGACCGCGGCCGCACCCCUGCCACUGCUGCGCCGCCCACGGCUACCCACACCACUCCUCCGCCAGAUGACUCUGCCGUCUCUCGCCUGCGGAGCCUUCCUGAAAAGGAGAAGAAUAGCAGGCUGAUUCAGGCAGCGAAAGGGGGUGCAGUUACUGAGCUGCAGACGCUGCUGGCAGCUGGUGCGGACGUGGGGGCGAGGGAUGAGGCCGAGAGCAGGUGGACCACCCUGCACUGGGCUGCAGACAAGGGGCACGAGAAGGCAGUGAGGUGCCUGGUGGAGGGUGGAGCAGACGUGGACAUCAGGACCAGCGGCUGGCAGGAGACGCCUCUGCACAGGGCUGCAUACAGUGGCCACGAGGCUGUGGCGCGGUAUCUGCUGGAGGCAGGGGCGGAGGUUGAUGCCAGGAACAAAACGCAGAGCACGCCCUUGCUCUUGGCUGCAGAGAAAGGACACGCGGCGGUGGUGCGGCUGCUACUGGCCUCCACGCCUUACCACAGCGCCAGGAAUCAGUGGGGGCGAACGCCGCUACACGAGGUGGCUCUGAACGGCCACACAGAGGUGGCUUCUGCACUGCUCGAGGCAGGGGCCGACCGCUGGGCCAGGAAUAACGAGGGGAAAACCCCACUGGACCUCGCCACGCAGAAAAACCACCAGCAGCUGAUAGACAUGCUAAGGCUCGUGGCUGCUCAGCUGUCCGUCGAGACAGCGGCGGCCACGGCUGUUCUGGCGAUCAGGCACUCCUGCACCAGCCUCAGGGAGGCCGCCGUUAACUUCAUAAAGGCCAAUGUCGCCCAGGUUAUGUCCACACAGGGCUGGGCUGACGCAGUGCGCACUCAGCCAGAAGAAGUGGUCACUCUGAGUCAGCUGCUCACGAGUCCUCCAGGAGAAGCCAGCGCGCCGGCCUCUGCAGACGGCAGUCCGCGCCCCGGAAGUGGGACACAGGGAGACCGCGGCCGCACCCCUGCCGCUGCUGCGCCGCCCACAGCUGCCUGCACCACUUCCCCACCAGAUGACUCUGCCGUCUCUCGACUGCGGAGUCUUCCUGAAAAGGAGAAGAACAGCAGGCUGAUUCAGGCAGCGAAGGAGGAUGCAGUCGACGAGCUGCAGACGCUGCUGGCAGCCGGUGCGGACGUGGGGGUGAGGGCUGAGGGCGAGGACAGGUGGACCACCCUCCACUGGGCAGCAAACAAGGGACAUGUGAAGGCAGCAAGGUGCCUGGUGGAGGGUGGAGCAGACGUGGACGCCAGGUGCAGCAGUUGGCAGGAGACGCCCCUGCACAGGGCAGCACACCAUGGCCACGAGGCUGUGGCGCGGCUGCUGCUGGAGGCAGGGGCGGAGGCUGAUACCAGGAAUAAAACGCAGACCACGCCCCUGCAUGCGGCUGCAAAUCAUGGCCACGUGGCUGUGGUGCGGCUGCUGCUGGCGGCCACUCCUUACCACAACGCCAGGAAUCAGUGGGGGCGAACGCCGCUGCACAAUGCGGCUCUGAACGGCCAUGCAGAAGUGGCAGCUGCACUGCUCGAGGCAGGGGCCGACCGCUGGGCUAGGAAUAACGACGGGGAAACCCCACUGGACCUCGCCAGGCAGAACAACCACCAGCAACUGAUAGACAUACUAAAGUUAAAGUCAUUCACAAUGGAACCCACCAAGGAGGUUAUGGAGACCACAGCCGUGGACCUGGGCGCCCUUCUGGACGCAGGGGACGGCGCAGUCGUCACACUGGUGGCGGGCGGCACACGUCUCGUGGCGCACAGGGCCGUGUUGGCCGAACGGAGUCCCGUGUUUGGCGGCAUGUUUCGCCACGACACACUGGAAGCCAACACCGGUGAGGUCGCAGUCCCGGACGUGGAGGGCCCGGUGCUGCGCCAGCUGGUCGCCUACCUCUACACCCUCCAGGCCCCUCAGCUGCCCAGCCUGGCCCCCCAGCUGCUGAAGGCAGCUGAUAAAUACGGCGUGUCGGCCCUGAAGGCUCGGUGCGAGCAGCUCGUGGCCGCUCAGCUGUCAGUCGAGACUGCAGCGGCCACAGCUGUUCUGGCGAUCAGGCACUCCUGCACCAGCCUCAGGCAGGCCGCCGUUAACUUCAUAAAGGCCAACGUCGCCCAGGUUAUGAUCACGCAAGGCUGGUCUGAUGCAGUGCACACUCAUCCUGAAGAUGUGGUCACACUGGGUCACCUGCUCGCGAGUCCUCCAGCAGAAGCCAGCACGCCGGCCUCUGCAGACGGAUGUUCGCGCCCCGGCAGUGGGCUGCAGGGAGACCGCGGCCGCACCCCUGCCACUGCUGCGCCGCCCACGGCUGCCCGCACCACUCCUCCGCCAGAUGACUCUGCCGUCUCUCGCCUGCGGAGCCUUCCAGAAAAGGAGAAGAACAGCAGGCUGGUUCAAGCAGCGAAGGAGGAUGCAGUCACUGAGCUGCAGACUCUGCUGGCAGCUGGUGCGGACGUGGGGGCGAGGGAGGAGAGCGAGGACAGGUGGACCACCCUCCACUGGGCAGCAAACAAGGGACACGUUAAGGCAGCGAGGUGCCUGGUGGAGGGUGGAGCAGACGUGGACGCCAGGUGCAGCAGCUGGCAGGAGACGCCACUCCACAGGGCUGCAACUAAUGGCCACGAGGCUGUGGCGCGGCUACUGCUGGAAGCAGGUGCAGAGGUAGAUGCCAGGAACAAAACGCAGAGCACGCCCUUGCUCUUGGCUGCGUAUCAUGGCCGAGAGGCUGUGGUGAGGUUGCUGCUGGCAGCCACUCCUUACCACAACGCCAGGGAUCAGUGGGGGGAAACGCCAUUGCACAAUGCUGCUCUGAAGGGCCACGCAGGAGUGGCAUCGGCACUGCUGGAGGCAGGGGCCGACCGGAGCUCCAGGAAUAACCAGGGAGAAACCCCACUGGACCUCGCCAGGCAGAAAAACCACCAGCAGCUGGCAGACUUGCUAAGGUGAAGCUAACAGUUCACAGGCAUCCUAGGAGUAAAACGGAAAGAGCUCCACUCCAUGACUUUUCUUCAUUAUUAAAAUAAAGAAUGUGAUAAAUUUAAACCUGCGGUCAUUCACUGUUUCUAUACUCCAACUUCAGGGACAGCGUUUUAUCUCUGUACACUUGUAUGGCUUUUGCUUCUAGUGAGCCCUCCAAAAGAUGUUUAGUACAUCCAACUAUUUCAAUUUUAAAUCAUGGUAUACACUUUUAAUGUGAUAUAAAAUUUUUCAAAAAUUAUAAAAAAUACUGGAAGAUUAAACUUGUCUCAAAUGUGAUAACGUUUUCCAAGGUACAAUGUGGUCAUCGACCUAGGAACAAAUUACUGAAAUUCAAAAGUCCUGCAGACUAGAAAAAUCUCAUCAAUACUGUACUUACUAGUGUACCUGUUACUCUACUACACACCAAUAAUUAGUAAAUGAAAUGAAAUUAAGAAUAAUUUUAUAGUAACACCAUUAAAAAUUAAAAAAUGUCGAAAUACGAGCU